Molecule: messenger RNA, 1932 nt
Organism: Nymphaea colorata (pocket water lily)
Lineage: Eukaryota; Viridiplantae; Streptophyta; Magnoliopsida; Nymphaeales; Nymphaeaceae
Product: endoglucanase 16
Exons: 8
Coding region: 95-1546 (483 amino acids)
Biological process (GO): carbohydrate metabolic process
Molecular function (GO): hydrolase activity, hydrolyzing O-glycosyl compounds
Source: RefSeq, a predicted model, not a curated record
CUUUUUGGUGGCUUCUGCAUAUUUAUACGUAUGUAUCUGCUAAAUAAUCUUUGCCUCUCCUCCCUCUGCUGAGUUCUUCUUGAGGUUUUCGGCCAUGACGUUCGCCGUUCGGCUGCUAACCGCGCUAGCCCUUGCAUGGCUUGUUGUUUCUGAUUCGUGGUUGACAUCAGUUCAGGCCGAUUUCAAUUACAAGGACGCACUCUCUAAAUCUAUCCUCUUCCUCGAGGCACAGAGAUCGGGAAGGCUUCCUCCCGAUAACAGAAUCCCUUGGAGGGGGCCUUCUGGCCUCCAGGAUGGCAACCAUUCUAAUGUGGACCUUGUUGGCGGAUACUACGACGCAGGAGAUAACGUGAAGUACGGACUUCCUAUGGCGUUCACUGUGACCACCCUCGCGUGGGGAGCCCUUGCCUACGGAGCACAGCUUCAGCAGGCGGGGGAGCUGGAAAACGUCCGGUCAGCCAUCCGUUGGGGAACCGAUUAUUUCCUCAAGGCCUGCUCUCGACGCGAUCUCCUGUGGGUGCAGGUGGGUGACCCCGUGGCGGACCACCAGUGCUGGACAAGACCAGAGAACAUGAACACCCCACGGACGCUGUACAAUAUCGAUCAUAACACACCUGGAACAGAAAUCGCAGCGGAGACCGCGGCAGCUUUCGCCGCAUCGUCCAUAGUCUUCAGAAAGGCUGAUCAUCCCUACUCUCGCCGUCUUCUCAACAAAGCCAAAUUGCUGUUUAAGUUCGCAGUGGAGCACAAGGGGAGUUAUGAUGGCGAAUGUCCGUUCUACUGCUCGUUUUCAGGAUACAAUGAUGAGCUGUUAUGGGCGGCUUCAUGGCUGUACAUGGCCACCAAGAGGGAGGUCUAUCUAAAAUACAUUCAAGAUCAAGGCAUAACUGCAAGCGUGGAUGAGUUCAGCUGGGACCUCAAGUACGCGGGAGUCCAGGUUCUCCUGUCCAGCUUGUAUUUCGCAGGUGAGAAAAGCCUGGAGACCUACAAGUCACAGGCCGACAACUUCGUAUGCUCGGUCCUUCCGGACAGCCCCUACAGCAAGAUCUCUCUCUCCCCAGGCGGCUUAAUUCACAUCCGGGACGGGGCCAACACACAAUACGUCACGAGCACGGCUUACCUGCUCAGCGUUUACAGCGACAUCUUGACCAAAUACGGGCAAUCCGUCGACUGCGGUGGCCGCUCCUUCCAACCCUCCGACCUUAUGGCCUUCGCCAAAGGGCAGAUCGACUAUCUGCUGGGAAACAACCCGAAGGGCAUGUCCUACAUGGUAGGUUUCGGAGAGAAAUCGCCUCAGCAAGCGCACCAUCGGGGGGCGUCGGUGCCGGAGAUGAGCCCAGACAGCCUGGUGACCUGCGCCCUCAGCUUCACCAUGUGGUUCAAGAGGGAGGGACCCAACUUCCACGAGCUCACCGGCGCCAUCGUGGGAGGCCCCGACCGCUACGACAACUUUGAGGACCUGAGGUGGGACUCCACCAAGCUGGAGCCCACCACCUACAUCAACUCCCUCGCCGUCGGCGUCCUCGCCAAGCUGGCCGCACCCUGAUCCAUACUCUCAUCCCACGCCAAUUGCCAGCCCACUUAAUUCUAUCCCUUUCUUCUUAUAUAUAUAUAUAUCAUAGAGGAAGCAUGUUCGUCCCUUCUCUCGGACACCCGCGAGUGAUGGAACCGUUCCUUGUUUGACCAUCGAAAGCAAGAGUUUGCAUCAGCUAGCUGGCGGGAUGCUUGUUUUGUUCUAUAUGUAUCAUCUCUACAUUAGAGAGUCAACAACUACAGAAACUCGCCCACGCGCACCGGGGGUGGUUAAUUAAGUGAAGAGGCGAUACGGAAUUUAGUAGAAAGUGCGUCUAGCUUCUUCUUCUGUGACGAAAAAUGCUACACAUGAUUCUUCUUCCUUCCUUCUUGUUAUAAUUGUUCGCGUUUUGAAACACA